This is a messenger RNA of Haemonchus placei, 330 nucleotides long. Lineage: Eukaryota; Metazoa; Nematoda; Chromadorea; Rhabditida; Trichostrongylidae. The record is from the annotation of a GenBank genome assembly.
AUGCUUCAGGCAGUGCGUGUUGUCAAAAAACAUCCACGUGUGCGAGUCGUCAGUCGUUUGGUUGACUUCGCUCUAGUUGAACUAGACGAAGAAGAUGAUGACAAGCCUGGAGAAGACGUAAUCAAUUACACGGACCUUGUGAACUUACUUAAAGGCAGUGAGCAUUCCACAAGCCGAAGCCCACCCACUGAAAUAGACGAUCCAAAUGAAACCAAUCUCAUCGACUUUUCCGACGAUUUUCUGAUCUCCACCAACGUUACUACAUCGACAAAUCUAAACGGUACCAUAACCACUCCGGUGCCUCAACCACUAUCACUUCUCGAUCUGUAG